CCGGAUUGCAGCCCAUGUGGAUGGCCAGGAAGAUACAGGGAUGGAAGUGGUACACAAUGGAAUCUCUCCACUCUUUUACACUCGCCUUCCGGAAUGCUGUGAGAUUGUCUUUUGCAGUUCGGCCCAGCGACCCUUUGAAGACCGUCCGACAUUUCUCGACACGGGGAAAACCACCGUCGGUCGAGAACGGGCCGCCCAACGGGGUGAGCCAAGAAGAAACGAGUUCCUCGUCGGCGCAGGCUCGGCUUCCGUCGAACCGGAAACCACUUCGGGGUCAUCCAAGUUGCAAGGAUCCCAGCCUUCGGAGUAAAUUCUGGCGGGCGUUUCGCACGAAAGCUGAAGCGCCCAGCCAGGAAGAGUUCAUGAACUUGAGAAACGAUGAUUUCCCCCAGGUGAAGCAAAGACUCCAGCAAAAAGCGUCCUCCCUCAAAAGGACCGAAGGCACGGAGAUCUUAUUCGGGAUCGCCCCUUGUUCCUUAGCACUCCAGAGAUCGAAGCGGAUUUUUUUCCAGAUGUUUCUCAAGACUCAGCAGGGCAGUCCUUCGUCUGGAGUGAAGGAAUUCUCCCGGCACGCCAAAGACCAUGGCAUUCCCGUGAAGAUGGUUCAAAGGAAGGUGCUGGAUGACCUUUGCAAGGGCGGCGUCCACCAGGGGGUGUGCCUGGAAGCCACACCCCUUCACCCCAUUGGCUGGCAGGAAGGGCCGUCCCCCGAGGCUGAGGGAGUCCCCCUUCAUGACGGAUCGCAGUCCCUUUGGCUGGCUUUGGAGGGGAUUCAAGACCCCAUGAAUCUGGGGGCGGUUCUGCGGUCCGCCCACUUUCUGGGCAUGGACGGGAUUGUGAUGAGCCGAAAGAACAGCUGCCCCCUGACCCCUGUUGUCAGCAAAGCAAGUUCUGGCACUAUGGAAAUAUUAGAUGUAUUUAGCACGGAUGAUCUUCAAAGCCUUCUUAAGGCAAAAUCCGAACGGGGCUGGGAAGUCGUCGGGACAGUUGGCCACGCAAAGGCCGAAGAGGACGUCCCCAUCAUCAGCUGCUUAGAUUUCCGUUGGACGCGACCCACCGUAUUGCUGUUAGGCAACGAAGGCUACGGGCUUUCUCUGGAGACGAGGCGCUUGUGCCAAAAGAUGUUGACCAUUUCCCCCGGGAGAGAGCUGCAACCUGGGAUAGAGUCAUUAAAUGUGUCAGUUGCGGCUGGAAUUCUUUUGCAUUCAAUAUGCAGCCAAAAAAAUAAAUAAAAAUCAAACGCCGUGAGGUUUUGAUUUCGACCAGAGACGGGGAGGCACAGUUGUAUGAAUUCAAGGAAAAUCUCUCCAGUGGUCUGCAACUACGGAAACCCUCCAUCAAGAAUUUCUGGGCAAGAAAGAGACAUACGGAGGACUUUCUUCAAGUUGAGCAAGAAGUAACCACUGGGUUGGAUUGCAGUGCGAUAUCUGGAAAAUAUUUCCAGGUCAUCUUCUAUAUACAUCUGAGAUUUUAGAUAUGUCCGGAAUCCCCUUCUAUAAAGCUGUUUGAAAGGU
Messenger RNA from Elgaria multicarinata webbii, 1514 nucleotides. RefSeq names its product mitochondrial rRNA methyltransferase 1 (gene MRM1). Gene Ontology annotation, cellular component: mitochondrion. NCBI's taxonomy places the organism in Eukaryota, Metazoa, Chordata, Lepidosauria, Squamata, Anguidae. Gene Ontology annotation, biological process: rRNA methylation. The transcript is spliced from 6 exons. Gene Ontology annotation, molecular function: rRNA (guanine) methyltransferase activity; RNA binding. The coding region runs from base 15 to 1232 and encodes 405 amino acids. The record is from RefSeq and is a predicted model, not a curated record.